This is a messenger RNA of Helicoverpa zea (corn earworm), 3532 nucleotides long. RefSeq names its product glycogen phosphorylase (gene Glyp). Gene Ontology annotation, biological process: glycogen catabolic process. The transcript is spliced from 9 exons. Gene Ontology annotation, molecular function: glycogen phosphorylase activity; pyridoxal phosphate binding. NCBI's taxonomy places the organism in Eukaryota, Metazoa, Arthropoda, Insecta, Lepidoptera, Noctuidae. The coding region runs from base 117 to 2642 and encodes 841 amino acids. The record is from RefSeq and is a predicted model, not a curated record. Gene Ontology annotation, cellular component: cytoplasm.
UCAUAUGUUUGACCUUCUCAAGGUGACCGAUAUCGCAGACCGCGUUAAAACAGUCAGGGUUGACAGGGUCUAGCGGUUGCACGGCCUUUACCUGAUUAUUCCGAGAGUAAAUCAAGAUGAGCGUACAGAGCGAUUCAGACAAGCGGAAGCAGAUCUCUGUGCGAGGUAUCGUAGCGGUAGAAAAUGUUACCGAAGUGAAGAAAGCCUUCAAUCGUCAUGUGCAUUAUACUCUGGUGAAAGAUAGAAAUGUUGCGACUCCUCGAGACUACUACUUCGCCUUGGCACACACCGUGAGGGACCACCUCGUCUCGCGCUGGAUUAGAACCCAACAGUACUACUAUGAAAAGGAUCCCAAGCGUGUCUACUACCUCUCACUGGAGUACUACAUGGGCCGCUCACUCCAAAACACCAUGAUAAACCUGGGCAUCCAGGGCACGGUGGAUGAAGCUCUGUACCAGUUGGGCUUAGAUAUUGAAGAACUGGAGGAGUUGGAAGAGGAUGCGGGACUUGGUAACGGAGGUCUGGGACGCUUGGCCGCUUGCUUCCUUGACUCUAUGGCCACUCUUGGACUGGCUGCCUAUGGCUAUGGUAUCAGGUACGAGUACGGUAUUUUCGCGCAGAAGAUUGAGCACGGCGAGCAACAAGAAGAGCCCGACGACUGGCUGCGUUACGGCAAUCCUUGGGAGAAGGCGCGCCCGGAGUUCAUGUUACCCGUCAACUUCUAUGGCCGCGUGGUCGACACCCCUCAGGGAAAGAAAUGGAUUGAUACUCAGGUCGUGUUCGCGAUGCCCUACGACAACCCGAUACCCGGAUACAACAACAAUGUCGUCAACACGCUCCGUCUCUGGUCUGCCAAGAGUCCCAUCGACUUUAACUUGAAAUUCUUCAACUCUGGUGACUACAUCCAGGCUGUCCUUGAUCGUAACGUUGCGGAGAACAUUUCCAGAGUUCUUUACCCUAACGACAACUUCUUCGAAGGCAAGGAGUUGCGUCUGCGCCAGGAGUACUUCAUGUGCGCUGCCACUCUGCAAGAUAUUAUUAGGAGAUACAAAAACUCUAAGUUUGGCAGCCGCGAGGCAGUCAGAACAACUUUCGACAGUCUUCCCGAGAAAGUUGCUAUUCAACUCAACGACACCCACCCUGCGCUCGCUAUUCCUGAGCUACUUAGGAUUCUAGUUGACAUUGAGAAAGUGCCCUACGAAAAGGCAUGGGAACUAGUAACUAAGUGCUGCGCUUACACAAACCACACAGUUCUGCCUGAAGCCCUAGAGAGAUGGCCUACCACGAUGUUGGAGAAUGUGUUACCAAGGCAUAUGCAAUUGAUCUACCACAUCAACUUCCUGCAUCUGCAGGAGGUGCAGAAGCGUUGGCCGGGUGACAUGGACCGCAUGCGUCGCAUGUCGCUUAUUGAAGAAGAGGGAGAGAAGCGAGUCAACAUGGCUAACUUGUGCGUUGUUGGCUCACAUGCCGUCAAUGGAGUUGCCGCUAUCCACUCAGAGAUCCUCAAAAAAACUAUCUUCCGUGACUUCUUCGAGAUGUGGCCAGAGAAGUUCCAGAACAAGACUAACGGCAUUACACCCCGCCGUUGGCUCCUUCUCUGCAACCCGGGCCUUUCAGACCUCAUCUGCGACAAGAUUGGUGAGGACUGGACUGUCCAUCUGGAGAAACUGCAGCAGUUGAAACGCUGGUCUAAAGACCCUGCUUUCCAGCGCGCUGUCAUGAAGGUGAAGCAGGAGAACAAGCUGAGGCUUGCGUCGUUGAUUGAGAGGGACACUGGCGUCAAGAUUAACCCGGCUUCGAUGUUCGACGUGCAAGUGAAGAGGAUUCACGAGUACAAGCGUCAGUUGCUGAACAUCUUGCACGUGAUCACGCUGUACAACCGCAUCAAGCGCGACCCCAGCGCCCCCAUCACCCCGCGGACUGUCAUGAUCGGAGGCAAGGCUGCCCCCGGGUACUACGUUGCUAAGCAAAUGAUUGCCUUGGCUUGUGCUGUUGGCAACACUGUGAACAAUGACCCCGACGUGGGAGACAAACUGAAGCUGAUAUUCCUGGAGAACUACCGCGUCACAUUGGCUGAGCGUAUCAUGCCCGCGGCUGACCUCAGCGAACAGAUUUCCACUGCCGGUACGGAAGCUUCGGGCACGGGUAACAUGAAGUUCAUGUUGAACGGCGCCCUCACCAUCGGUACCAUGGACGGCGCUAACGUCGAGAUGGCUGAGGAAGCCGGCGAGAAGAACUUCUUCAUAUUCGGCAUGAGGGUCGAUGAUGUUGAGGCUCUGCAGAAGAAAGGCUACAACGCAUUCGAAUACUACGAGCGCAACCCAGAGCUAAGACAAUGCAUAGAGCAGAUCCGCAGCGGUUUCUUUUCCCCUGGCGAGCCGGGCCGGUUCGCUCACAUCGCUGACGUUCUGCUGCAGCACGACCGAUUCCUCCACCUGGCUGACUAUGAUGCCUACAUUGAAGCGCAGGACAAGGUCUCCGAGGUUUAUCAGAACCAGUCGAAAUGGGCUGAGAUGGUGAUCGAGAACAUCGCAUCGUCCGGCAAGUUCUCUUCUGACCGCACCAUCGCGGAGUACGCGCGUGAGAUCUGGGGCGUGGAGCCCUCGUGGGAGAAGCUGCCGGCGCCGCAUGAGACCUCUUAAGCGAUUCCCCGCCCCGAGUCCAUCCCGCGUCCACAGAUAUGAGAACGGUACUCACUGUCUUGUUACCACCAAUAUUCGUAGCCUCGAAAAUUUUCCUAAUAUUAGUAUGUUAACUUAAAAAAAUAUAGCAAUACAUUACAAAAGCUUCCGGUUUUUACAAACAUAUUUUGGAAACUAAUAUGACUCGUAUGUAUAUUUUUAUAUAAUUAAAACUUUUUACUUCAUUUAUCUGUAGUAGUGCCAAGAAAAUGUUGUUGUAUUAAAUAUCUAUACUUUAUAGCAAAUUUAAAUUUUAGUGUUACAGAACCGUGAUUGAUUUAGUUCUAUGUGUAACUUCGCGGCUUUUGUAACAUAGAUUUUGUAAUAUGUAUAUUAUUAUAUCUUGUAGAUGUUGAAAUUGAUGUUGUAUUUAGAAAAUAUUUAUACUGUGUAUUGAAAUAACAAGUAGAUCUUGAUCCUCUGUAGUUAUAAAAAUAAACACAAUGUGCUGUGUUUCAAAAUAAUCAGUGAGUUACAUGUCUCAGUGUCUUUAAUACCGCAACUAACGUUCCUAAAACCUAUGUUUCAAACAUUUUUUAUUUCUCAUGUGUGUAAUUAUAAGAAGGCAAUACACCAACUUAAAGAAUUUAUUUUUGUGUGCCAUAUAUUUUUGUAUUCCUGAAAUACAUUUAUACAGCACUAUGCCAUUAAAAUAAAUGUGACUAUAUAAUAUCUUAAACCCUUCCAAACUAUCACUUUAAUACAAAACAGUAGGGUUAAAUUGAAUUAAGAAUAAAGUAUUGAUGUUAAUGGUUAUAAUUUUAAGAAUAUUUUUCUAUAUUAUAUACCAGAUAAUAUAAUUAUUAUACUUAUGCUGCCAUAGAUAUGUUAUUUAUUUAUGUUAUAAAAAU